This is a messenger RNA of Aspergillus versicolor CBS 583.65, 1284 nucleotides long. RefSeq lists its product as uncharacterized. Bases 1 to 1284 code for a protein of 427 amino acids. The transcript is spliced from 2 exons. Lineage: Eukaryota; Fungi; Ascomycota; Eurotiomycetes; Eurotiales; Aspergillaceae. Gene Ontology annotation, cellular component: fungal-type vacuole membrane. Gene Ontology annotation, molecular function: transmembrane transporter activity. The record is from RefSeq and is a predicted model, not a curated record. Gene Ontology annotation, biological process: transmembrane transport.
AUGCCCCACGAGUCCCAGGUCAAUGGAUACAACUACCCAGAAGGCGGGCUGCGGGCCAACCUCGUCGUGGCUGGAAGUUUCAGCUCGAUAAUGGGCGGACUGGGACUGAUGAACAGCAUCGGCAUCUACCAAGCUUGGAUCUCGGCGCAUCAACUCUCGUCCCUAAGCGCCGGGCAAAUAGGGUGGAUCUUCGGAAUCUAUAACUUCAUGGUCUUCUUCUGCGGUAUCCAGAUCGGCCCUGUUUUCGAUUCGCGCGGCCCACUGCUGCUAAUGUGCAUCGGGUCUGCAUUGCUCAUCAUAACCUUCAUCUGCAUUGGCUUUUGCACAAUAUACUGGCAUUUCCUCGUUGUCAUAGGGAUUCUAGGUGGAAUGGGCACCAGCUUCAUGUUCAUUGUCCCCGUGGCGUGCAUCGGUCAUUACUUUUGCCGCAGACGCGGCGCGGCAACGGGGCUGGCGUUAUCCGGGGGCAGUAUUGGGGGUGUGAUAUUUCCGCUGGUACUCGAGACGCUGGCACCGAGAAUUGGAUUCGCGUGGGCGACUCGAGUAAUCGGCCUGAUUACGCUCGUCCUCUUGAUCCCGGGCGUGUUGCUCGUCCGCGCGAAUCUCCCACCUAAACCGCCGUCGGCCAAGGUGUUUUUGCCGGACCUUUCAAUCCUGAAGGAGCCUGUUUUAGCUCUAACGACCAUGGGCGUGUUCUUUAUUGAAUGGGGGUUCUUCAUCCCGCUUGAGUAUAUCGCUUCUUACUCCCUGCAAACUGGCAUUGACCGCCGAACAGCAUACCUGAUGGUCGUCUUCCUGAACGCAGGCUCAUUCCCUGGUCGUUGGCUGCCUGGUAUUGUAGCAGACAAGAUCGGACGAUUCAACACACUGCUGUUAACCAACAUCGUAUGCCUGGUCUCUGUGCUGGCCGUCUGGAUGCCGGCAGCCGGCAACAUUGCCGCAGUCAUUAUAUUCUCGGUGGUAUUUGGUUUCGCGAGCGGGAGCAACAUUAGCCUCGUACCUGUAUGCGUCGGUGAAUUGUGUCCGGUUGAGAAUUAUGGUCGGUACUAUACAACUGUUUAUACCAUUGUUAGCUUUGGGGCUUUGACCGGGGUCCCCAUUGCAGGGGAAAUUCUUCACCGCUGUAAUGGACAAUACUGGGGACUGAUUUCUUUUGCGGGGUGUGCAUAUGCGGCUGGAAUCGUAUGCUUUUCGAUUGCUGUGUGGGUUGGGGGGAGACAGAACGUUCGCAGCACGGCCAAAACCAGCUUUGAGACUAGAGACGACCUGAUGACCUUAUCCUGA